Messenger RNA from Candida dubliniensis CD36, 906 nucleotides. RefSeq lists its product as uncharacterized. The transcript has a single exon. NCBI's taxonomy places the organism in Eukaryota, Fungi, Ascomycota, Pichiomycetes, Serinales, Debaryomycetaceae. Bases 1 to 906 code for a protein of 301 amino acids. The record is from RefSeq and is a predicted model, not a curated record.
AUGGGUCAAUCAUUCUAUGAAAAAGAACAAAAGAAAAUCAAAUCAAUUAUCAAAUUACCAUUAUUAGAAUUGGUUUUGAAAUUCUUGCCACAUUUACAACCAACAGUACAAGAGAAAGAUGAUACAUGGGAAAUAGUCGCCAUUGAAUUAACCAAUUUACAAUAUUCGAAAAUCUUAUCUUCUUCUUCAUCGUCAUCAUCAGCAGCAUCAUCGUCGUUAGCAACGGCGUCAGGAGGACAGAGAGGCGAAAAGCCCAUUUCAAUACUACAGCGUACAAAACUACUUGCGGGACAAAAACCAUCGAGCAAAGUCGUUGAAGAACUUGAAUCUAUGCCUGAAUUAAAUGGGAUUUAUGUACGUGAUUAUUUUGAGGAAUUAUUCAACAAGUUUAAAUCUGAUUUUCAAUUUUCGAUUGCUAUGAAUCGACCAGAUACUUUGGAUGGAUCUAGAUCGGGUAAUUUUAUGAUGGCAAACAUUAUUAAAGAUAGAAGUGAUGCAUUGUUAUAUGAAUUAUAUCGUUUGGAAUUUAAAGAUAUUGAGUUGAUUUCUAAAUUGAGUCAAGAGCAUUUAGAAAAUAAAUUGCGAAAACAAUUGAACAAAUUAUACAAAAUACCAAGUCAUAGUCAAUUCCAUGAUGAUGACAAACGACAAGAUGGCCAUGGGGACGACAACGACGAGGAAGUCAAAGAUGGGAAAUACGACGCUAUUUUUGACUCACAAGAAUUACUAGAAAAAUACAAAACUGGUCUGGUCAACAAUAAGAAUCAAAUGUUACAAGAUGAAAUAAGUAAAAAAGACAAAAAGUUGGAACAGUUAAAAGUUGAAAAUCAACGAUUAUUAGAGUUAAAUCAUGAGUUAUUGGAACAAAUGAAUGGCGGCAAUAGGAACAGUAUUGGACAACGUUAG